UCUAUCGCAGUAACCUUCUUCCGUUAAGCUGUCAAACCUUUGCAUGUAACGGUGUCAACCGGAAGUUCAACAGAACCAAUUUCGACCCGGAAAUUGACCCUUCUUUGAAUUAUGGAAGAACAGGAUGCGGACCGUCACCUCAAAGCCGUCCUUCGAACGGUGGCCCUAGCUUCGGUACUGGGCAAUGUUACCCAACUGGUCAAACGACGUCGCGGAAGCCCACCCAAAAUUACCAAAGAGCAAGAGCUGCAGCAACACCUGGAUCGAGCCAAAGAUGCCCGGGCCGGUCGACUGAACGUCAUUGGACCGAAGCAUCGUUUCAUCCUGGAAGGGGCGGCCCACAUCUUGAACUUGGACCCCGAAGUGCUGAUAGACUGCGCCGCGGACAAGGAUGAAUCGGUGCAGAAGAUGGAGCGGAUGUUCGAGGCGGACGGCAUCAAGGGGCUGCUGGUUUACUACGGGAUGUAUCCGGCGCCGGAUUUGACCUCCGGACGGUACAACCCGAAGCAGAAGCGGCAGAAGCUGAUGCAGACGCUGAUUACCGACGGAACGGGCGAGAAGGUUACCGAGGUGUGCGUCGGGGCUUACCGGCAUAACGAGAGUAGGGCGGUGGAAGUGAAGAACUUGGGAGAGGAUAUAUUUUUGAUUGCGAUCACUAUUCCGGAAGGAUGCUCAAUUAUUUUCACGUUGACAUCGUUGAUGGAAAACGUUAGCCAACCAGCGCUGGAAUGUUUGAAGGAUUACGGAUUGUGUACUGAUCUGCAGAAAAGUUACUUCUUCCACGGCGUUGAGACGUUCAUCAAGUUUUUGAAAAGUACCGAAAAGGACAUUUCCGAGCGGAUCAUGUUCGAAGUCGACCACAAUCUGUACAAGGGCUUCCUGCUGACUGCGGUUCAGGUCGAAGAAACGUCCCACGAUCGGGAAAAGGUCUACAUGGCGGAACGGGCCUUUGCCUGGUGGAUGCGCCAGAUACAGUUUGCGUUGACCCAGGGCGACCAGAUUCGACGCGAUCCGUACGAUGUGGGCCCGUUGCACGAGCUGGAAUACUGGCGAAGCAUGUUGACCAAGUACACGUCCAUAGCGGAGUUUAUCGAGUCUCGGCCGUUCGUGGGAUAUUAUACUUGUUUGAAGUUGUCGCGUUCGAAGUUGUUGAAGAAAUGGCGGGACAUGGACAACGAAGUUACGAGCAAGUUGAAUGAGUCGCGCGACAAUGUGCGGUACAUAAGUUCGAUUGAGCGCUUCUGGGAUCCGCUGUAUCGGUGCGAACCGGAUGAAGUAGCUGGGACAAUUUCGAGCUUGUUGACGAUUAUCAGACAGGUGUACAAGACAUCGAGCUUUUACAAUACGUCAGACAGAAUAACCGGACUGUUAUCCAAGGUGACCAAUCAGAUCAUCAUGAACUGUCAACAAUACAUGACAUGUCGAAGGAAAAGUACGAUUUAUGAACAGAAAAUGGAAGAUAUUCUGGCGAAGAUCCAAGUUUGUAAAAGCCUGGAUUCCAUUUAUCGGUUCCAUUAUUACAAGACGGUGAACGACAUGGAAGAGAGCCCGGACGAGACUCCGUGGGAGUGUUCCGAUAUGUACAUUUUCGGAAAGAUGGACACCUUUAACGUUCGACUGGACAAAAUCAAAAACAUUAUGGAACUCUACCUCAAAUAUCAGGUUAUCGACCGCAUUGGAAUUGCUGGAACAAGUACUUUUUCAAACCGCAUCAAAAAAGCGUACGAGGUGAUCGCGUCAAAAACGUAUGAUCCCUUGGUCCAUCGACAGCAUACGUUCGAUGAUGACUACGAAAUCUUCCUGAAGGAGAUAAAAGCAGCGGAGACUGGAUUGCAAAAGUUCACUAAAGAAAUGCUGUCCGUAGUCCCAACAAUUGAAAGCCGUCUGCUGAUGUUGAAUCGCUUCGAGAAGCUCCAACUGGAGUGCCUCAGCCUGGAUCGACGAUACCUGGAAGUUGCAGUUAUGCUAGAAAAGCAGAUAUUCGAAAUCAAAGAUUACUACAACGAGAACCGCGCCGAGCCACCGAUUGUGUGGUGCGUUCCGAACAGCGUAGGUCGAAUAAUGUGGGCGCGGUCGCUGUUUUGCAAGAUGGAUGAUCCGAUCAAGGUGCUGAAGACCCGUUGCGUGAUAGAGCAUAAGAAGGCCCAACUAUGCGUCAAGUACUACAACUAUUUGAGCGAGGUACUUCUGCAUUACGAGAUGCUGCACCACAGAGCUUGGUGGGACUUUGUAGAACAGGCCAGAGAGAAGUUGGAAGCUCCGAUCUACCGAAAGAACAUCCAUACAAACUGGAUGGAAAUGAACUUCCAUCCGUUUCUACGGCAGGUCAUUAAGGAAACUGAAACGGUUCUGAAGUGGGGUUUAGCAGCUCCUGAUUUCGCCGUAUUGUUGGUUCUCCAGAAGGAUAAUCUGUACAACGCCUAUGAACGAGUUAAAGAUCUACUGAGACGGAACAACGCUGUCAGAUUGGCCAUACCGGUGAUCUUCCUACCGUUAAUGAGGACAAUGCUGAUCAAGUUGGAGCAAAUUUUCCUACCCGGAUUGACCAUCAUUACGUGGAUGUCUUUGAACUUGACGGAUUACAUGAAUCAGGUCGAUCAGGUUCUCACACGGGUUGAACAGUUCGUCAAGGAAGUCAAUGACAUCCGCGAAGCACGGAUCGAAGACAUUCUCUAUUCGUUUGCCAACACCGAUUUGAUUGUGCUUCCCAAAGAUGCCGUAAACGCUGAGGAGUUCUCGGAUAUGAAUGUCAAGUACCGGCAGACCAUUGAAAAAUACCUGGAAAAGAAAUCUCAAGCCAUGGAGAAGGCAACGAUCGAGCUGAUAAACAAGUUUGUUGAAAACAUCGAGGUAGCAGAAUUGGAUGAGAAGGGUAAUCGACGGUUCCAGCUUCCGCUGGAUCAGAUCACCAACGAGAACCGAAGACGGGAGGAAGCCCUACCGAUCGACAAGUACGAUUGGAUAAGCUUCGACAAGAUUUACAAGGCGUUGGCGUACCCGUCACCGGAGAUGCACCGGAAAGCAUUGUUCCAAGAUUAUACGGGGCUCAACUAUGAUGUAACGCUACUUCACAUCGACUGUAUGGAGUUGUUCGCUUACUUCAACCACCGGAUCAUAUCAAUUUUCGUGAGAAUGGUGAAGGCAUCUCUGGAGAAGUUGCGUACGCGUAUCAAACUCCUCAAUCUACAAAUGAACAAAGCCGCGACCCUGCGAGACAUCCAGCCACUGCUGAUAACGGAGAUGGAACUAGAACCGGAACAGUGUGUAAUUCAACCGUCACUCGAAGAAAUACAAGCCAACUUCCAGCGGGUGAUCAUGAACGUGGUUGAAACAUUCUAUGCCGUGUUGACUUGGGGUAGACAGGCCAAAACGGAGGCGCGGAAACUUCGCCGUCCAGUUCUGGACGAAAUCCGUCACGAUAAAUCCUGGUUCAGAAUGAUCUCCGAACAUAAGGAGGUGUCCCGUUUCAUUCACGAAUUUGACGGAGGGCUGUUGCUCGUUCAACCGGAUAUUGAACACGAACUUCGGUUGAUGUACAACCACUACGAAUACAUGUGGAAGACUGAUCUCUUUGAAGUCCCACUCGAAGAGAAACCCGCUUUGUUCGAACGAAUCCAACUGGACUUGGGAAGGAUCGAAUUCAUCACACAUGUUGGCCCAAUUUUGAUUCGAUCUGGCCAUGUGAUCAAAGGCGUCUUACUCAAACUGCUGGAAUUCUAUAAUAAACGAGUAUCGGAGAUCGACAAGUUCAUUACUGAACAUGAUGCAACUCUGAACCGCACACUUAAAGACUUGGACGACAUCAAAAUGGCAAUGGAGUGUCUACAGAUAGUUCAGGACAAUUUCACCUUCAUCGACGUAGAUCUUGGAUUCAUCGAAGCCACGUACAAAACUCUAGCUGAAUUCGACUUAGGAAUAACUAAAGAAGACAAGGAUCGCGUCUAUGAAUUAAGAGACGGCUUCAAAACGAUGGCCAAGAAGGUUGAAAAGGUGGAAAACGACAUCAUCGCCCUUCAAGUACCACUGCAAAGAGAGUUGGCCGAAGGAGUUGAGUUCUUUGUUGACGAGAUCAACGAGUUUGACCGGGAGUUCGACACCAAGGGUCCCAUGGAGGAAGGAAUUUCGGCCAAGGAAGCUAGUGAUCGUGUGUUGAUGUUCCAGGGCAGAUUCGAGGAGCUUUGGCGCAAAUUUGAAAUGUAUGCCAGCGGUGAAGCGUUUCUUGGUCUUAAGGUUAACGAUUAUCCGAUUCUGCACAAGCGCAAGAAGGAGUUCAACCUUCUCAAUAAACUUUACUCGUUGUACCUGCAAGUGAUGCGAAGCAUCGACGAGUAUUACGAAACGCCAUGGGCCGACGUAGACAUCGAGAAAAUCAACACGGAGCUGACGGACUUCCAGAAUCGUUGCAGAAAGCUACCGAAGGCAAUGAAGGACUGGUUGGCGUACAUCGAUCUGAAGAAGAAGAUUGACGACUUCAACGACAGUUGUCCUCUGCUGGAGCUAAUGUGCAACGAAGCCAUGAAAGACCGACACUGGGAAAAGUUGGAGAACCUGUUGGGAUGUAAAUUUGAGGUUGAAUCUCCGGACUUCACCGUUGGGCAGGUUAUGGAAGCUCCUCUCCUGGCGAAUAAGGAUGAUAUCGAAGACAUAUGCAUUGGAGCGGUCAAAGAGAAUGACAUCGAUACUAAGUUGAGACAGAUUGUUGCGGAAUGGUCCGUCGUCAACCUGCAGUUUGCCAACUUUAAGAAUCGCGGCGAAUUGUUGAUCAAACCCACCGAAACGAUCGAAAUAAUUUCAAUGCUUGAGGACAGCAUCAUGAUAGUGAAUUCGCUUGCUUCCAAUCGUUUCAACGCCCACUUCAAGAAAGAAAUCAUGCGCUGGUUGCACAAACUAGUUAAUACAGGUGAAAUCUUGGAAAAGUGGCUCCAGGUGCAGAACUUGUGGAUCUACCUGGAAGCGGUGUUCGUUGGAGGUGAUAUUUCAAAGCAACUGCCACAGGAUGCGAAACGAUUCGCCGGAAUAGACAAAAUGUGGGUUCGUAUCAUGUUCCGAGCCAGGGAUAACCCGAACGCCGUAGAAUGUUGCACUGGAGAGGAAACGAUGGCCAGUACUUUGACGGCUUUGCUUGAACAGCUGGAGUCUUGUCAAAAGUCGUUGACUGGAUACCUCGAGUCGAAACGACUGAUAUUCCCACGUUUCUUCUUCAUUUCGGAUCCGGUUUUGUUGGAAAUUCUUGGACAGAGUUCAGAUCCUACGUCUAUUCAAGGUCAUCUGUUGAGCAUCUUCGAUGCCGUUGCUAGAGUGGAGUUUGAAGAGAAAACUUUUGGAAAGAUUAUUUCGCUGUUUUCGGAUAACGGCGAAGCGGUUCCUCUGGGUAGACCCGUGUUUUGCACUGGAGGAGUUGAAAACUGGCUGAAUCGACUGCUUGUUGAAAUGCAAGAUACCAUUCGUGACAUCCUGGCCAACAUGGCGCAAAAUUUGAACAGCCCGGAGUUCGAGUUCAUCACUGGAUUCCAAACAUACUGCGGUCAAGCUGGGCUGGUUGGCGUACAGCUCCUGUGGACCCGAGAUGCGGAGUAUGCUUUAAGAAAGUGCCGAACUGAUAAGAACAUAAUGCGCAAGACCAACCAGCGUUUCCUGGACUUGUUGAACAGCUUGAUCGAGUUGACGGUGAAAGACUUGACAAAGCUACAGCGAAUUCGGUUUGAGACAAUGGUGACCAUCCACGUUCACCAGAGAGAUAUCUUCGAUGAUUUGGUACGGUUUAAGAUUAGAACGCCCCUUGACUUCGAGUGGCAGAAGCAGGCCCGGUUCUACUACAUUGAAGAGACGGAUGACGUGAUUGUGAAGAUUACGGAUGUGGACUUCAUCUAUCAGAACGAGUACCUGGGUGUGACCGAGCGUUUGGCGAUCACACCACUUACUGAUCGAUGUUAUAUCACGUUGGCGCAGGCCAUCGGAAUGUCUAUGGGUGGCGCUCCCGCUGGCCCGGCCGGUACUGGAAAGACCGAGACGACGAAGGAUAUGGGUCGAGCGCUUGGGAAGCUCGUGGUUGUGUUCAACUGCUCCGAUCAGAUGGAUUUCAGAGGAUUGGGUCGUAUCUACAAGGGUUUGGCGCAGUCUGGAUCGUGGGGUUGCUUCGACGAGUUCAACCGAAUCGAACUUCCGGUAUUGUCGGUGGCUGCUCAGCAAAUUUAUAUUGUCUUGACCGCCCGCAAGGAGAAGAAAACGGAGUUCAUAUUCAGCGAUGGUGACACUGUAUCAUUGAACCCCGAAUUUGGCCUGUUCAUUACAAUGAAUCCUGGUUAUGCCGGGCGACAAGAGUUACCGGAGAACUUGAAAAUCAUGUUCCGAUCCGUGGCGAUGAUGGUGCCGGAUCGACAAAUCAUCAUGCGUGUAAAGCUGGCCAGUUGCGGUUUCAAGGAAAACGUCAUUCUAGCUAGGAAGUUCUUCACGCUGUAUAAGCUGUGCGAGGAGCAACUGUCGAAGCAGGUGCAUUACGAUUUCGGAUUGCGGAACAUCCUCUCCGUAUUGCGUACCUUAGGAGCCCAAAAGCGGGCAAAUCCGUCCGACACAGAGGAAACCAUUGUGAUGCGAGUCUUGCGCGACAUGAACGUUUCCAAGCUGGUAGAUGAAGACGAACCGUUGUUUAUUUCGCUGAUUGAAGAUCUGUUCCCGGGUAUCAAGCUGAGCACCUCAAGUUACAAGGAUCUACAGAGAGCGAUCGCAAACAGUGCGGAGUCACUCGGUUUGAUCAACCAUCCAGAGUGGAACUUGAAGGUCAUCCAGCUGUACGAAACAUCACUGGUCCGACACGGUUUGAUGACCUUGGGACCUACGGGAGCUGGUAAAACUCGCUGUAUUCACACUCUGUUGAAAAGCUUCACCGAACUGGGUAUGCCGCACAAGGAAAUUCGGAUGAACCCGAAAGCAAUCACUGCUCCGCAGAUGUUCGGUCGCUUGGACGUAGCCACAAACGAUUGGACGGAUGGUAUUUUUUCGACCUUGUGGCGACGAACGCUCAAAAUCAAGAAGACGGAGUAUGUGUGGCUAGUGCUAGAUGGACCGGUAGAUGCCGUGUGGAUUGAGAACUUGAACUCCGUUUUGGAUGAUAACAAAACCUUGACUUUGGCCAACGGUGAUCGGAUAACGAUGGCGCCCAAUGCAAAAUUGGUCUUUGAGCCGGAUAACGUGGACAACGCAUCGCCAGCUACGGUCAGUCGAAUGGGAAUGGUGUUCAUGAGCGCGUCGGUGUUGAAAUGGGAACCAAUAUUGAAUGGAUGGUUGAAAGCGAAGCCAACGGAGGUUGCCGAUACGCUUUGUAAGUUCUUUCACAAGAUCUACGAUGAUCUCCACUUGUUUGUACAAACUAGACUGGCAGCCAAGAUGAAAAUACUAGAAGCAAUCUACAUCAGACAAUGCUGCGAUAUUUUGGAAGGUCUGAUCGCUCCCAAGGAAGGCACACAGAUCGAAUUCUCCGACAAACACUUGGAACGUCUGUUCCUAUUUUCUGUGAUGUGGUCCCUGGGCGCCGUACUUGAACUGGAAGAUCGCGAGAAGAUGGGCGAGUUUAUUGCGAAGCAUCCUUCCAAAAUGAAAUGGCCAAAGCUGCAACCCGGUGAAACUAUAUUUGAGUACGUUGUUUCGGAAGAAGGUACUUGGGAGCAUUGGAACACUCGAGUAGAAGAAUACAUUUAUCCAAGCGAUAGCGUCCCGGAGUUUGCCAGCAUUCUCGUACCGAAUGUGGAUAACGUGCGAACUGCUUAUUUGAUAGACUUGAUAGCAAAGCAAUCGAAGGCAGUUUUGUUGAUCGGUGAGCAGGGAACUGGCAAAACGGUAAUGAUCCAAGGAUACAUGCUCAACUAUGAUCCAGAAAGCCAUCUGUCGAAGAGCUUCAACUUUUCAUCCGCUACAACGCCGAACAUGUUCCAACGAAUCAUCGAAUCCUACGUUGAAAAGCGAGUCGGAACGACCUACGGUCCCCCAGGACAGCGGAAAAUGUCUAUCUUCAUCGACGACAUCAAUAUGCCGGUGGUAAACGAAUGGGGCGACCAGGUGACUAACGAGAUCGUCCGGCAGCUGAUGGAGAAUGUCGGGUUCUAUUCCCUUGACAAACCCGGCGACUUCUCAACCAUUUUGGAUAUUCAACUGCUGGCAGCUAUGAUUCAUCCAGGCGGAGGCCGAAACGACAUUCCUCCCCGACUGAAGCGACAGUUUUGUGUGUUCAACUGUGCAAUUCCUAGCAACAAGUCCAUGGAUAAAAUUUUCGGCGUUUUGGGUGAAGGUUACUUCUGCGAGUCACGAUUCAAUCCAACGGUUGUGGGAUUCAUUCCGAAGUUGGUUCCGUUGACGCGGAAACUGUGGCAAGCCACAAAGAUCAAGCUGUUGCCGACUCCCGCUAAGUUCCACUAUGUGUUCAAUCUGCGUGACUUGUCCCGCAUUUGGCAGGGAAUGCUCACGAUACAGUCGGAGGAGUGCAAAACGAUUCAAACGGUUCUCAAUUUGUGGCGCCACGAAUGUACACGAGUCAUUGCUGAUCGCUGCACGAGCUUCGCCGAUCGGGAUUGGUUUGUGGCCAAGAUGAAACAACUGGCAGAGGAAUUCCUCGAAGAAGAUGACUUGCAGUACUACACAGAAGAGGAAACCUACUUUGUGGACUUCUUGCGAGACGCUCCGGAUCCAACAGGCGAGGAAGGCGAGGAUGUGAGCUUAGAGCCACCGAAACUGUACGAGGAGAUUCCUAGCUUCGAUGAGACCACAGCUCGGGUGAAGAUGUUCAUGGAGCAAUUCAACGAGCAAGUCCGGGGGGCCAAGAUGGAUCUCGUAUUCUUCCGCGACGCUUUGAUUCAUCUAAUGAUAAUAUCGCGUAUCAUUAGGACUCCCAGAGGUAACGCUUUGUUGGUCGGUGUCGGAGGUUCCGGAAAGCAGAGUUUGACGAAGUUGGCCUCGUUCAUCGCCGGUUACAAGUACUACCAGAUCACAUUGACUAGGGCUUACAACAUAAACAACUUGAUGGACGAUCUUCGCUAUUUGUACCGUGUAGCAGGUUUAGAAGGCCAAGGAAUAUCAUUCAUCUUUACGGACAAUGACAUCAAGGAUGAAGGAUUCCUGGAAUACAUCAACAAUGUACUGAGUUCCGGAGAAAUCGCAAACCUCUUCCCGAAGGAUGAUUUGGAUCAAAUACUGAAUGACCUGAUACCAAUCAUGAAGAAACUAGCACCGAAACGCAUACCUACCCAAGAUAACUUGUACGACUAUUUCAUUUCACGGGCUCGUGCAAACUUACACAUCGUACUGUGCUUCUCACCGGUCGGUGAAAAGUUCCGCAAUCGGUCGCUCAAAUUCCCUGGCCUGAUAUCCGGAUGCACCAUCGAUUGGUUCCAGCGUUGGCCAAAGGAUGCACUGAUAGCUGUGUCGAACCACUUCCUCAAAGAUUACAGCGUUGUUUGCAAGCCGGAAGUCAAGCAAGACCUUAUCGAGAUCAUGGCCUUUGUGCAGGACAAGGUGGCCGAAAUUUGCGUUGAUUACUACGAGCGGUUCCGACGCCAGGCUCAUGUUACGCCAAAGUCGUUCCUGUCGUUUUUGGAGGGAUACAAAGUAAUUUACAAGGAGAAACACGACAAUAUUGCGGUGCUGGCCAGCAGGAUGCAGACCGGUAUGGUAAAGCUGAUCGAAGCUGCCGAAUCGGUGGACGUUCUGCGUGUCGAACUGGAAGAAAAAGAGAAAGACAUCAUCAUAGCUACAGAUGCGGCAGAAAUUGUGCUGGCAUCGGUAACCAAGUCGCAGCAGGAUGCAGAAAUUGUGAAGGCACAGGUCAUGGCAGUGAAAGAACAGGCUGAUAUUCUGGUCGCACAGAUUGCCGUCGACGAGGCCAUAGCUAACGAGAGCCUCAAAGCCGCAGAGCCUGCACUGCUUGCUGCGGCAGCCGCGCUUGACACCAUCCAGCAGUCGGACAUUGCCACGGUCAGAAAACUUGGAAAACCGCCAUACUUGAUCACGUUGAUCAUGGACGCAGUGUUGCUCCUGUUCCAGAAGCGAGUUCUACCUGUGAAACCAGAUCCUGAGCGGCAGUUCUUGACCGCUUCGUGGGAGGCUUCUUUGAAACUCAUGUCCGAGACAGGUCUACUGAAUAAACUCCAGAACUUCAAAAAGGAUUUGAUCAACGCCGAAAUGAUUGAUCUUCUGGUGCCGUAUUACAAGUACCCGUUGUACACGAUUGAAGCCGCCAGGGCAGCUUGCGGCAACGUCGCCGGAUUACUUCAAUGGACCGUAGCUAUGGGAAAUUUCUUCGAAAUCAACAAGGAUGUGCUUCCUUUAAAAGCCAAUUUGGCCAGACAACAGAAGAAAUCGAAAAUAGCGCAGGGGCAACAAGCCCAGGCAGAAGAACAGUUGCUAGCCAAGGAAGCCGAAUUGGCGCAAGUACAGAAGGAGUUUGAUGAAGCCAUGUCAAAGAAACAAGCUGUUCUAGAUGACGCCAAAGCGUGCCAGGACAAGAUGGACGCAGCAACGGCUUUGAUCAAUGGUUUGGCGGAUGAAAGGGUUCGCUGGACGGAACAGCUGUCCCAGUUCAAGAGUGAAACCGAUCGCCUCGUAGGAGAUGUGCUGAUCCUCACAGGAUUCCUCUCGUACACGGGACCGUUCAAUCAAGAGUAUCGAAACCUGUUGCAAAAGGCCUGGCAACAGGAAAUGCAAAAUCGAAAGAUACCCGUAUCGCUGAAUAUCAACGUGAUGGAGCAAUUAACCGAUGAUGCCACUAUUGGCGAGUGGAACCUUCAAGGCCUGCCGAACGAUGAGCUCUCCAUUCAAAACGGUAUCAUUGUGACGAAAGCAGCACGGUAUCCUUUGUUGAUCGACCCUCAAUCCCAGGGUAAAAUUUGGAUCAAACAGAAGGAAAAGGAAAAUGGCCUUAUUGUCACUUCGCUGGAACAUCGUUUCUUUAGAAACCACAUAGAAGACUGCGUUUCACAGGGUGUUCCUUUACUGAUUGAAGACGUUGGUGAAGAACUGGAUCCAAUCUUGGACAAUGUGCUUGAGAAGAAUUUCAUUAAAAUGGGUAACACUUACAAAGUGAAGGUCGGAGAUAAGGAAGUGGACGUGCAUUCCGAAUUCCGACUGUACAUCACUACGAAGCUUCCAAAUCCGGUUUAUACGCCGGAAAUAUCAGCACGCACAUCGAUCAUCGACUUCACCGUAACGAUCAAGGGCCUGGAAGAUCAGCUGUUGGGUAGAGUAAUUCUUACGGAGAAAAGGGAGCUGGAAUCGGAGAGAACGAACUUGAUUAAGGAUGUUACGGCUAACCGGAGGAAAAUGCAGGAAUUAGAGGCGAAUUUGUUGCAUAAGUUGUCAACAACCGAAGGUAGCUUGGUCGAUGACGUGACGGUUAUCGUGGUGUUGAACACUAGCAAGACCACGUCGAUUGAAGUCAGGGAGAAGCUGAAGAUCGCUCGUGAAACGGAAAUAAAGAUCAACAAGGCCCGAGAAGAGUAUCGACCAGUUGCGACCAGAGGAAGCGUACUGUAUUUCCUGAUCUGUAGUAUGUCGAUGGUAAACUGUAUGUAUCAGACAUCGCUGGUGCAGUUUCUGGAACGAUUCGAUAUUUCGAUGGCACGUUCGGAUAAACACAUCGUUACGUCCCGUAGGAUUAACAAUAUAAAUGAAUAUCUGACGUACGACAUCUUCAAGUACAUCUGCCGUGGAUUGUAUGAAGUUCACAAGUAUCUUUUUGUCCUGCUGAUGGCCUUGAACAUUGACCUGGAGAAGAAAACCAUCACUCAUCAGGAGUUCCAAUCGUUCAUCAAAGGAGGAGCUGCGUUGGAUAUCAAUACCUGUCCAGAGAAACCUUUCAAAUGGAUUGCGGACAUUGCUUGGCUCAAUCUGGUACAGCUUUCAUCCCUGCAUCAGUUCAGUGACAUAUUAGAGCACACAGAGCUCAAUGAAAAAGGUUGGAAGAGUUGGUUCUCGAAGGAGGCUCCCGAAGAGGAAGUAAUCCCGGAUGGAUAUCAGAACAUGGACGCCUUCAGAAAGCUCCUCCUAAUACGAGCUUGGUGUCCGGAUCGAACUCUUUCCCAGAGUAGGAAGUAUCUCGCAAUGUCACUGGGUCAGAAGUUUGCCGAUCCAGUUGUUAUCAAUUACGAUAUUAUGCUGGAGGAAAGCCGUCCUUUGACGCCUUUGGUAUGUUUCUUGUCGAUGGGUUCGGAUCCUACACCGAGUAUUGAAGCCCUAGCCAAGAAGAACGCCGUCAAAUGUCGAUCAAUCUCAAUGGGUCAAGGACAGGAGGUACACGCGAGGAAAUUAAUCGCCACGUCCUUGGAAGAAGGUUCAUGGGUUCUGCUGCAGAACUGUCAUCUGGGUUUGGAGUAUGUCAGUGAACUGAUGGUACUGAUAAUGGAACUGGAGAAGACCGGUACAGGGUUCCAUCAGGAUUUCCGAGUUUGGGUGACCACUGAACCGCAUCCACAGUUCCCGAUUACGUUCCUUCAAACAUCAGUCAAGUUUACAAAUGAGCCUCCGUCGGGCGUGAAGGCCGGUUUGAAGCGUACCUACGGAUCGAUGACCGUGGAAAUGUUCGAAUACAGCGAAUCACCGUUCUACGUGCCGUUGAUUUUCGGUAUUUCAUUUUUGCAUACUGUAGUUCAAGAACGGAGGAAGUUUGGACCACUCGGAUGGAACAUUCCGUAUGAGUUCAACUCGGCUGACUGGUUGGCCAGCUGUAUGUUUGUGCAGAAUCACUUGGACGAUCUGGAUCCGAAGCGUGGUAUCAGCUGGAAGACUGUCCGUUACAUGUUGGGCGAGGUGCAAUACGGAGGACGUGUGACGGAUGAUUACGAUAAACGACUGUUGAACACCUUUGCGAAGGUCUGGUUUUCGGAUGCUAUGUUCAUGGAGGAGUUCAGUUUCUUCCGGGAGUACCGGAUAAUGCAAUUCAAAUCGCUAGAAGAAUACUUGGAAGCGAUCGAGUUGAUGCCAUUGGUAGAUCCUCCACAGGUGUAUGGAUUACACGCCAAUGCAGAUAUUACGUACCAGAGCAACACCACAAAGGAGAUUCUUGAUACUAUCGUGUCGAUUCAACCUAAAGAGUCCUCUGGCGGUGGGGGAGAAACGCGCGAAGCCACCGUGGCGCGACUAGUUAACGAUAUGCUGACCAAGGUUCCCGCUCCUUACGAUCCGUACGCGGUGAAAGAACGACUCAAGAUUAUGGGCCACCUUGGAUCGAUGAACAUUUUCCUGCGGCAGGAAAUUGAUCGUAUUCAGAAGAUUAUUCAACUGGUGAGAACAACGCUGAAGGAUUUGCUCCUGGCCAUCGACGGUAUAAUCAUUAUGAAUGAACAAUUGCGGGACGCGUUGGACAACAUCUACGAUGCCCGCGUACCGGAAGUCUGGAAGCGCGGUAGCUGGGCGUCGGCUUCGUUGGGAUUCUGGUUCACCGAAUUGAUCGAAAGAAAUAACCAGUUCUACACGUGGUGCUUCAAGGGUCGGCCGAACAUGUUCUGGAUGACAGGAUUUUUCAAUCCGCAGGGUUUCCUCACUGCUAUGCGACAAGAGGUGGCCCGAGCCCACAAAGGAUGGGCGCUGGAUGUCGUAACACUGCAUAACGAUGUGACGAAGAUGUUGACGGAAGAAUGCAAGCAACAUCCCGAUGAAGGGGUUUUCGUUUACGGUUUGUAUCUGGACGGAGCUGGCUGGGAUCGCAGGAAUAACCGCCUUCAGGAGUCUAUCAACAAAGUUCUCUACACGGCCAUGCCUGUGAUACACAUCUAUGCGAUCAACUCCACUGCACCCAAAGAUCCAAAGCUGUACGAAUGUCCCGUUUACAAGAAAUCGAAUCGUACCGACCUGAACUACAUUACGCCGCUUUGGUUGCCAACUUUGAAAGCACCAGAUCAUUGGAUAUUACGUGGAGUUGCGUUGUUGUGUGAUAUUAAAUAAUUUGUAAUUCGUCAGUUGUUCAUGCUGUCGUACAAUAAACUUAUUCUCACUUAA
Aedes albopictus (Asian tiger mosquito) is the source of this 13977-nucleotide messenger RNA. RefSeq names its product dynein axonemal heavy chain 8 (gene kl-3). NCBI's taxonomy places the organism in Eukaryota, Metazoa, Arthropoda, Insecta, Diptera, Culicidae. Gene Ontology annotation, biological process: microtubule-based movement. The transcript has 13 exons. The coding region runs from base 112 to 13923 and encodes 4603 amino acids. The record is from RefSeq and is a predicted model, not a curated record. Gene Ontology annotation, cellular component: axonemal dynein complex. Gene Ontology annotation, molecular function: ATP hydrolysis activity; dynein intermediate chain binding; minus-end-directed microtubule motor activity.